Messenger RNA from Sphaeramia orbicularis (orbiculate cardinalfish), 2026 nucleotides. RefSeq names its product mas-related G-protein coupled receptor member X1-like. Gene Ontology annotation, cellular component: plasma membrane. Gene Ontology annotation, biological process: phospholipase C-activating G protein-coupled receptor signaling pathway; positive regulation of Rho protein signal transduction. The transcript is spliced from 5 exons. Bases 224 to 1123 code for a protein of 299 amino acids. Gene Ontology annotation, molecular function: G protein-coupled receptor activity. The record is from RefSeq and is a predicted model, not a curated record. Lineage: Eukaryota; Metazoa; Chordata; Actinopteri; Kurtiformes; Apogonidae.
CAAAAAACAAACCGUCAUUUAAGAAGGUGCAUAAGGGUAGAGGGUGGAGUGCAACAGCAAAUGAUCCAGCAGUGUGCUCUGUGUCGACUGGGACUAAAAGGGCAAAAAUGACGAAAUAAAGAAACAGUAGAUGACCAUCUGGAAUUUCUGGGCGUGGAAAUCAUUAACACUGAAAGACUGUUUGGAUGAAGAAGAGAAAACAUCAGUGGUCUCACUUUGAAGAAUGGAGGAUCUCAACAUCCCUGACCACUUAGAAAAUGUGAGCUACAGUUUUUCUAACAUAACAGAUGACUAUGAUGAUGAGGAGGAUACUUUUCUUCAUAUCCUGACCAUAGUGACAUGGAUCAUCAUCAGCAUCAGUCUUCCUCUGACUCUAAUGGCCUUGUAUUUGACGGUGCGAGAUAAACAUGUGCUGAUCUACAUCAUCAAUCUCCUCAUUUCUGGAGUCAUUCAGCUCUGCUGCCUGAUUGCUAUAAUGGCAGAUCUUGGAGAAGAGGUGAUCAUUAUCCCCUUUUAUAUUUACUGGUAUGCUGAGAUUGCCAGUAUCAACUUCAUGGUGUGUGUUGCUUUUGAACGAUAUUUAGCCAUCGCCCGCCCAAUGUGGUACCACUUCAGCCGAUCCGUCAAGAUUUAUGUGGUGGUUUGUAUUGUGGUCUGGCUCCUUCCUAUUGUCUAUCUAGUUGUUCUUGUUUUUGCUGCUAACCCACAGAUAGAUGAUAUAUCAUUUGGCAUUAUUCACCUUCUUCCCUUUCCCUUUUUUCUUUUUUUCCUGGUUGGGGCAGUUCGAGCCCUAUCUGCAGCCAUCCACCUCAACUCUGUUGAAAAACGACGAAUCAUUGGAACAUUGGUGCUGCCCAUUCUUACUUACUCACUGCUGUUCAUUCCCUUUAUUAUUAGGCUUCUGGGAAAGGAAAUAAGAAAAAACAUGACAUUAACCUUGGUCACUUUUAUAUUUCUUUUUUUGAGUCCACUUGCAAAUGUCAUUCUAUAUGUUUUCAUCAGGAAAGGGUUUAUGGACAAAGUGUUGAUGUCUCUCUGUUGUAAAAUGGACAAGAAUGAGAACAGCACAUUAGGAACAUCUUUAAAUGAGGCAGCAGAGGGACAGUUGGCUCCAAAAGACUAAAACCACAGCAGAAAAGGAUAGACCAAAAGAGAAUAACUUUCCUCUAAACCUGACACUAAAGAGUCACCUGACAGUACCAAGAGACAUGGAUCCAAAGCCUUUUUUAAUCAUUUUUCUGGGAGUGGUCAAUACUAAACAUAUCUCCAGGUUACGUUAUAAUACAUGGUGUAUAUGUAUACAUGCAAUGAACAUGAUGUGUUUUGCACUCAUUUGACUUGGAAUGUACAACUUUAACAAAAAAAUUUUUUUGUGCAAAUUUUGAUAUGAUUCCUUGACUUGGAUUUCCUCCUCAGAUUAGGGUUAAAUCACUGACAUGACAAGGGAUGGUAAUCAAGAACAGAUUCUUUUUGAGAACUGGUUUCCAGUAGUUCAAUUCUUUGGAGUCAUUUGCCUGCCUGCUAAAGGAUUCUGUGUAUCGAUUCCGAGAAUCGAUAAGAGAAUCGAUAAGGAAUUGGAUUGAUAAGCAACAUCGAUAAUGGAAUCGGGAUAAUUAAAUUUUUAUCGAUUCCCAUCCUUAAUUGCUGUGCCCUGAUUCUCUGCUUCAUGAAAGAAAAGACAUUUGCCUUCUGCUGGAUAAAAGGUAAAAUAAAAAAAGGUUCACAAGCUUUAUCUCUGAAGAGAACUUCUGUCUCUGCAUUUGAUCUAUUCUACUACACACAAUAUACAGUCAUAGAAAAAAUGAUUAGACCACCCCUUCAAUUUCUUGGUAAGUUUAAUGCCUGGUACAACUAAAGGUACAUUUGUUUGGACAUAUAAAAUGAUAACAACAAGCUGAUAUCUAUUUUUCCAUGUUUUCUUGAUAAUAACCAAAAUGUCUUCAGUUCUUACAUCAAUAGCUACGGCACUGUACUGCCAAAAACUCUGAUUAGACCACCCCACCACCACCUUUUAGACAUUCCAUGU